This is a messenger RNA of Carassius auratus (goldfish), 2472 nucleotides long. RefSeq names its product nucleobindin-2. The transcript is spliced from 13 exons. The record is from RefSeq and is a predicted model, not a curated record. The coding region runs from base 162 to 1472 and encodes 436 amino acids. Gene Ontology annotation, molecular function: calcium ion binding. NCBI's taxonomy places the organism in Eukaryota, Metazoa, Chordata, Actinopteri, Cypriniformes, Cyprinidae. Gene Ontology annotation, cellular component: extracellular exosome; endoplasmic reticulum-Golgi intermediate compartment.
GUCACAGCAGGCGGGGUUUACGUUAAGGAACCGUGUUUAGCACACAUCGGGUAAAACAAGUUGGCAAAUUAACUCUCAGAGCAAUCAUAUCUGUGACGCUUGAUCGAAUCGAAAACAGCAACAUCAAGUUUAUUAAUACAACUCUCAGGGGAUCCUUUAGGAUGUGGGGGGCAUCACACUUCUUCCUGAUACUGUGUCUCUGGGCUUGUUUGGAUGCACUGCCAGUUGCUGUGGAUAAAACCAAAGUGAGCCCUCCAGUAGAGGAACCGGAGCCACCUAAAAGUGCCGACACUGGAUUGCACUAUGAUCGAUAUCUCAGAGAGGUUAUUGAUUUCCUGGAAAAGGACCCACAUUUCAGAGAGAAGCUUCAUAACACAGACAUGGAAGAGAUCAAGCAAGGGAAACUUGCUAAAGAGUUGGACUUUGUCAGCCAUCAUGUGCGAACUAAACUUGAUGAGCUGAAGAGGCAAGAAGUAAACCGACUGCGCACCCUAAUCAAAGUCAAACAAGACCUGAAUGGAGAAAAAGGUUUGACAGUGGACCACCAGGCGCUUCUGAAACAGUUUGAACAUCUGAAUCACAUGAAUCCACACACAUUCGAAGUGGAAGAUUUGGAUCGCCUCAUUAAAUCGGCCACUGAUGACCUGGAUAACUUCGACAAGGAAAGACAUGAAGACUUCAAGAAGUACGAGAUGGCGAAGGAACACGAUCGGAGGGAACAUCUCAAAACACUGGAUGAGGACGCACGCAAAAAAGAGGAGGAACACUUUGAAGAGAUGAAGAAUAAACAUGCAGAACAUGCCAAAAUCAAUCACCCUGGCAGUCAAGAUCAAUUGAAAGAGGUCUGGGAGGAAGCCGAUGGUUUGGAUCCCAACGAUUUCGACCCAAAGACAUUCUUCAACCUACAUGACACGAAUGGAGAUGGCUACUUUGAUGAGCAAGAGCUAGAGGCACUGUUUACCAAAGAGCUAGAGAAAGUCUACGAUCCCACGCGUGAAGAGGAUGACAUGAUGGAAAUGGAGGAGGAGAGACUUCGCAUGAGAGAACAUGUGAUGAAUGAGGUCGACACUAACAAAGACAGGCUCGUUUCACUAGAUGAGUUUAUCACAGCCACAAAUAGAAAAGAAUUUCUGGAGCCAGAUGGAUGGGAGACUCUGGAACAGAAUCCAAUCUACACUGAAGAAGAGUUGAGAGAGUUUGAGGAGCAUCUGGCUCGAGAGGAGCAAGACCUGAACCUGAAGAAGAAUGAGCUGAUGAAACAGCAGGAGGAGCUGGAGAGACAACAGGAACAACUGAACGCCCAGAAAAUAGAGCUACAGCAGGCAGUAGAGCACAUGGAGCGGUCAAAAACACAGAAAACAGAGCCUCCAGUGCAGGCCAAAGAUGCAGUGCCUUCUGCUGUGGAAAAAUUACCUGGGGACAAUCAGCCUAUGGCACCAGGUCACCAGCAAGACCUCCCCACACAUUCUUAGCAGCUCAAGCUCUUCUCAGUGUCUCUAAUGCAUUUGUCUGUCGUGUCAAAUAUUUCCAUCCUCACAUAUACAAAAGGACCAUCUACUGUCUUUAAGCAAAGACUUUGACAAAUCACUGUGGUGGUAUUAUCAACACAAAACAAUAUUGAGUUAUGAUAUCCUGAAACAGGCUGCUGUAGUAUGUAAUUAGUUAACAGAAUUAUCAAUGGACAAUCACACUUCUCUUACCAAAAGUGCAGAUACUGAGGAAAGGGACUGUACUUGAAACUUGUGUUUAGAGAAAUUAACUGUACGCUUAUUGUUCUUGUGUCUUUUUGUUCUUUCAUGUCUGAUUUGCACAAACAUGGCCAAACUUCAUAGUAUAGAUGUCUAUUCACAUUUAGCCAUUUGAUAUUAUACCUCGGCAACAAAUAGUUCAUGUCAUGUUACAUGCCCAAAUUCACAUUUAGCCAUUUUUUUAUUACAUAUUUUUAUAGAAAACACAUGGAAGAUAACAUGAAAAUAUAAUUCAGCAUUCUUAUUUUAUGGCAGUUCCAUCUUAAAGAAUGAAUGUGUAAAAUAAAGGUGUGAAGAAUAAAAGAAAUACACAGGAUAACAAUAAUGACACCAUUACUGUAAUAAGUAAAUAUUGUUUUAUGUAAUUUUUGUCAUUUUCACAAUGCUAAUCUGGCCUAUAUUUAUAGCUAUAUUACCCUAUAUUGAUUCAAACGAUUCUGAAAAUUGUAAAGAAUUAACUACUGCAACACCAGUGCAUUAUUUCAAGCUGUUUCAUUUUAAUUCAUUAUGGUUUCAUGGUUUUCAACCAGUGUUCUACUGUAAAGUAUGUAUAAAUUUAUAAAAUAUAUAGAACUAAAGUUAAGCAUAAAAUAGAUAUGAAUUGUUUGGUUGGUAAUAUUAUUUUGUUUUUAAUGGCUUGUUUGAGUAUCCUUUUUAUUUCAGGAGUAAAUGAAUGUGCUUUACGUUUUGCUACAAUGUAAUAAAUUAUGUCAGCUUUACCAAU